CGCAUCGAAACGUCCCUCUGCCGGGCCGUGACGCUUUUCGCUCCUUCAAACGGGGUGCACCUCAGGAAUUCGGCUUAGAGGCUUAGAGGACCCCAGAGAGUAUGACACCAUGACAAGACUGGGCUAGCUGAUGAAGCCAUAGCUUUGCUUUCAUUCAGCUUAGCCGUCACAGCUUUUAACUAUUAACUGGGACAUUCGGCCGUACCUAUCGACCUGACCCCAUCCUGACCCAUCCACGCGAACCUUAUAACACCAUAGAAAGCCCCGUGCUGAUCUUCAUGAACCAUAUUGCAGCGCGCGAGCUGGAUCGCAUACAUAAUAUACUCCUAGCCAUCUAUUUUGCCAUCUUUCUUCUCAGCCGUGCGAACCAAAUCCGCUAUCUCGUAGAAGCCAUGGCAGACACACUAGUUCCCCAGACUCCGCCCAAGAAGCUCUUCAAACCUGCGACCAAAACGAAGACCCCAACGCGAAUGAAACCAUCCCCUCAAUCCCAACACAGCGCCCAGUCUGAAACCAGCAACCCCACCCAUGGCUUUAACUCCCCCAUCGACAUAGCCAAGUAUUUUAAGGACCAGGGCAACCCCGAGAUGAGCAGUUUUGUAACAUCUUUGAUGGACAGCCAUUCCUCCGAGUCUAGCGAAAAUACUCCCAAGGUCACCAAGUCUCCCGCCGGUGAGGAGCAGAGUUCAAACAAUCAAACCAACGACAACGACAAUACUGGUGACCAGAAGAACUUGGGAGAGUCGGACCAAGCGCCUUCUAAAGACAAGCUAGAAGCAGCGCCCGCUAGUGUUUCCAAGACGGCCGACGGAACAUUCAGAGACACCGAACGCGACAACGAACGCGACACCUCAGCAGCCCAACCUACCAACAAAAUGGGGGAUCCAAACGUCGCCAACAUCUCGAAGGCAGCCCAGCCCGCUGUGCCAGGCGCAAAAUCGGACAAUAAAGCUUCCUCGCAACGCCCUCAGAUUAAUGGGGAUGGUCAAGAAAAAGAUUCACACGUAAUUGAUAACAUGGGCCGACCAGCGCACGUGGAGCGCCGCAUUGAGAUCCCACUGCAGCGACAAAGCAAAGAUGGAAAUGGUUCAAAGCUAGCUGAGGCGCAAAAGUCCAAGACUGGUUCCAAAGAUCUGGGAGACUUUGAAGACCUCCCCAGCACCAACGAUCUUCCAGACAUCCCUAAUGAAGACUCUCCAGACCCUCCUGAGGAAAUACUAGACCCAUCGGUACAUUCCACAGAGGCGGCAAACAUCACGCCAAUCCCCAAAAUACCAAAGAUUCCUCACAUUGACUCUUUGGCGCCUUUUAACCUGCAGCGUCUUGCUGAAGGAUUGGCGGGCCAUGAAAUUGACGAUGUCGGUAACAUUGUGGAUGAAUCAGGUGAGGUGCUCGGCCAUGCGACCGGAGACUUACCCGCAAUGGUGGGUAAGAAGGUCUCAGAAAAUGGUGAAGUUUACGGCGACGAUGGAGAGAUCGUGGGCUACGUGUCUGAUAAUUUCAUUAACCCACCGUCUCCCACUGAGAUCCCCGGCGAUGUCAUAGGCGGCCUUCGAGUAGACCAUAAGGGCAACAUUCUUGACCAAGACGGUAAUAUUAUCGGCAAGUUCAAUCGGCCACUAGGCAACAAUAACUCUUCAUCGAAACCUUCCCACAAAAAUGAUUCGGAAGGAAAACCGAAAGAAGAGCAGAAGCCCAAAGUGAAUGCGCAGAAUGGCGGUAGCCCUUCAGACCUGUUUUUGGACGUCAAGUCUACUAAUGAUGGGAUACAAUUAACGAUACGCAUUCCAACCACUUUUUCACGGCCGUCUCCUGAAUCAUAGAGUUCGGGAACGGAAUCAUGUGCUAUUAUUUACGCUAUCUAAGAAUCAUGGGGGUUGAAGUUGAAGGAUCUAACGGCUGAUAAUUUGUAUAAUUUGUAUGAGAACCAAGAGCUAAGAUAAUGAAAAGUACAUAAUACGGAAAUUCACGAUCGUGUAAUUUGUGUAUAUAGCGAUUGAUCAAUCAAUAUCGUGACAAACGA
This is a messenger RNA of Xylaria bambusicola, 2023 nucleotides long. RefSeq lists its product as uncharacterized. The transcript has 2 exons. The coding region runs from base 279 to 1823 and encodes 514 amino acids. NCBI's taxonomy places the organism in Eukaryota, Fungi, Ascomycota, Sordariomycetes, Xylariales, Xylariaceae. The record is from RefSeq and is a predicted model, not a curated record.